Messenger RNA from Vitis vinifera (wine grape), 1523 nucleotides. RefSeq lists its product as uncharacterized. The coding region runs from base 134 to 1279 and encodes 381 amino acids. The transcript has 2 exons. The record is from RefSeq and is a predicted model, not a curated record. NCBI's taxonomy places the organism in Eukaryota, Viridiplantae, Streptophyta, Magnoliopsida, Vitales, Vitaceae.
AAGAAAUGUACAGAAAGUGUUAGGUUUUGCAUGGCAAGCUCUGAACAGCUGGUGAAGACUGGUAGUUGAGCUUCCCCUUUCCCUUUCACAACCACACCUCUAAUCUCUCCCUCACCUUCAAAUCUCAGCAGCCAUGGGAGAAGCUUCAAACAAACAUAAUCAACAUGUGUUCACAGUCUUGGAAGCCAUAAAAAAAGCUUCCAAAGAUCUUCAAACCAACCCUAUUUCCUUCACAAACACUUACCAAUCCACCAUUAAGUCCCUCCUAGAACUCAAAAAUGAAGAGAACUCCAUUCUCUCCACUGACCCUUCUCUCCUCAAGCUCUCCCAACUUCUCAACAGUCUCAAAGCCUUGCUCGAUAAGCUCGAGAACUCCCAAGGCUAUGGCUUUCGAUCCUUUGUUCGCCGCCAACUCACCUACUAUGAAGCAUCCCGAGUUGCCAGCUCAAUCAGGGAUGAAAUCAAGGCAUGGGUCGAUCAUGAAAGCCUGAAAAACCUGGUGAGGACGAUCGAAGAAUCGGGGGAUGAAGACGAGAAAAUUGAGGUUUUGAAGGAGUUUGAGAGCCGGGUAUCACAAGGAUUUGACAGAGAUCUACAAGAUUUGAUACUCAGGACAAAGAUAUUCACCAUUGUUGAAUCAAUUCUUUGUGAUUCUCAGUGUUCAGUCAGCAUCCGAGAAGAAUCAGCUGCUGUUAUUGUUUCUUUGGUUAGAUUCAAUAAGGAUGUGUUUGUUGGAUUAGUGUUGAUGGGGCCGACGAUUCGAGUCUUGAUAUCGAUAUCUUCAUGCCGAUCAAUUCAGGUUCUCACAUCACUGAUCAAGUUGAUCAAAAGUCCUUUGAUCGAUAUAAUCGAAUCCAAUGGAGAAAUCCCGAAAAUCAUAAGCCUUUUGAGCUCACCAGACUUGUCCAUUCAGGUUGCAGCCAUGGACUGCAUUCUCGAAAUCGGAUACUUUGGGAGAAAAGAAGCCAUUGAAGCAAUGUUUGGAGAUGGACUCAUAGAGAAGCUUAUGGAACUGCAAAGAUCAGAAAAUGAAGGAGAUUCCAUUACUGAGACUGAAAAUGGAGGAGGGGGUUGUGAAGAACCAGAGAUGGGUCUGAAAAGGAGAUUUUCAAGCUGUGUUGCAAGGUUUGCAGUGCAGCUGGAGGUGGGGGAGGGACUGAGGCAACGGGAGAAAAGAGAAUUUAAACUUGAAGUAUUGAAGAGAGUUAAAGAAUCCUCUGUUUCCGAAGCAGAGGCUGCAACAAUUGUUGCUGAGGUAUUAUGGGGUUCUUCACCUUGAAACUCCAUUUAAGUUUUGUUUUUAGUUAUGAAACUACCCUAGUGAUUUAUUAGGGUCCAUUUAAGUUGUUAUGAAACCACCUAGUGAUUUAUAAGGGUGAUUCCGGAUUUUUGUUUGUAGAAUUUGCGGAGAAAAUAUUCAUAUAGAAGGAACAUGAGUUAUGCGUCUCUUUAUAGUGUGUUUAUUAGAUAUGUUAUAUUAUUUAAAAAGAAUAUGAUCAUUGUCGGAUUUAUUGAGCGUUCAA